AUGAACGAUCGACACGAGGAUUCAUGCGAAAAAAAUAUGCGGUAUACGCACUACUACGGUGUGGCGCAAAUCAGGAAUCACGUAGACAUGGCGAUCGAAAUGGAUAUUGACGUUGAAUAUUUGGGUGAUCAGAUCCAGAAUGGCACGUACUUGCACACAUUCGCAUCCGUGGCGCAGCGCCGCGUAAAUCUUCUCGUAAGAAGUGGCCACAGUGGCGGCUGCAAAUCCACGAAAGACGCCGAGCGGGAGUGCCACAAACUGGGGGAUCUGCGUUGCAAGUCUGAUCAUGACGGGAUGCGCGGGGUGAGGAUGUUGAGAAGGAGUAAACAAGAAGAACUUACUAUUGGGUAUGAUCCAUCUUUACAAUCCAGGUUCUCAUCCAUUACGAUACUAUUUUGGGCGACUACGCUUUCCAAACUGAGUGACUGGAAAGACGGGUUUGCCGACUUGGAAGGCCGUGCACGACAGGAUGUAGGGCAUAAUGUUCCAAAGACGUGCCCGACACGGAUUGACUUGAGAUAUCAUGGAAGAAGCGUGGCGCAGACCAUCGCGUAUGUUGAGGGGCGGGAUGCCGAAGUGACGCGAAGGCGUAUCGUGGCGACACGGCACCUAUCACUAUGCAAGUAUUUAAAGAUGGGCGCACCAUGGGCGGGGAUGGACGGCGAACACGAGAAGGACUCCCUUGAAAUAGCAGGGAGCGGUGCUAAAGAAGAAGUCGCGGAGGAUGGUAGUCAGGAACGAGCAGUAUGA
Molecule: messenger RNA, 750 nt
Organism: Suillus fuscotomentosus
Lineage: Eukaryota; Fungi; Basidiomycota; Agaricomycetes; Boletales; Suillaceae
Exons: 6
Coding region: 1-750 (249 amino acids)
Source: RefSeq, a predicted model, not a curated record